UGGUCGAUACUGAUAGGAUAAAAACAUAAAUAUCAAUAAAAAUAACAGUUUAAUAUGAUUUUCAGGAGAAGAAGAAUAGUCAGAACAUUAGAAAGAGAUUUAUUUGCUUAAUUAACGAGCAUGAUGGAUCACAGCGGAGUCGAAACAACCAAAGUUUUCACCUUUGAAGAAAAAGAAAAUACACUUUCUGUCUCCAUACCUGAGGUUCUGGACCCACAGUACGGUAUGUAUGUGUGGCCCUGUGCAGUGGUGCUGGCCCAGUACCUGUGGAGCCGCCGAGAGGAGCUGAGAGACAAGACGGUGCUGGAGCUCGGUGCAGGUGUGAGUCUACCAGGUGUGGUGGCGGCGAGCUGCGGCGCGAAGCUGAUCCUGUCCGAUGACGCCAACAGGCCGCCGUGUCUGCUGAACUGCAGGCGCAGCUGUGAAGCCAACGGCCUCAGCGAUGUCCGCGUGGUGGGUCUCACCUGGGGGGAAGUCUCACCUGACCUCGUCCUGCUUCCCAAACUGGACUUCAUCCUGGGAUCAGAUGUUUUCUACGAGCCGGACGAUUUCGAAGACGUCCUCGUGACCGUCGCUUUCCUCCUCAGAAAAAACCCCACAGCUCAGUUCUGGACGACGUACCAGGAAAGAAGUGCCGACUGGUCGAUCGACUCGUUGCUCCGCAGAUGGAAACUGAACUGUGUCGACGUUCGGCUGGAAAGUUUUAACGCCGAUGAACCUCAGUUGGCUGGAUCGACUCUACCAGGCAGGCACAGCAUCCAGAUGAUGAUUAUCACACUGAAGACAGAUUCAGCCUGAUAACAGUAAACAUGGAGGAGAGCAACAACGCUGCUUACGGUCCGUUAAAAGACGAGAGACAUUUCACCUUUGUUGGACUUUUACGAAGAAAAACUGGAAGGAGACGAAUCAUAACUGAACACCUGCAGCUAUUAAUGUCGCCCAUGUUACUCAUCAUAUUUAAUUAGUUUAUUUGUCAGGGACAGUGAAUAUUAAUGGACAUUUCUUAGCGCUGGGAAGUAUAUUGAAAUUAUAUCGAUAUCGUGAUAUGAGACAAGAUAUCGUAAUAUCGCGAUAUGUCAUCAGAGUUGUCUUUUCCUGGUUUUAAAGCUGCAUUACGGUAAAAUAUAUAAUUUUCUGAACUUACCAGACUGUUGUAGCUGUUCUGUUAUUUACUUUUUACCCACUUUGUCAUUAUAUCCACAUUACUGAU
Scomber scombrus (Atlantic mackerel) is the source of this 1210-nucleotide messenger RNA. RefSeq names its product methyltransferase 23, arginine (gene mettl23). NCBI's taxonomy places the organism in Eukaryota, Metazoa, Chordata, Actinopteri, Scombriformes, Scombridae. The record is from RefSeq and is a predicted model, not a curated record. The coding region runs from base 121 to 798 and encodes 225 amino acids. Gene Ontology annotation, cellular component: nucleus; cytoplasm. The transcript has 5 exons.